CAGGUCCUGGAAUUGCGGUAGCCUAUUGCAGUCGGAUAAUUUUGCUGCCUUUAUUCAAACGCCCCUCCCUUUUUCUUAGAAAUGAAACCGAAACUGAACUGCCUUUGGGUUGAAUAACUGCGUGCAACGAACGUGAAACAUUCUUUAAGCCUCUGGGUGUGACAUCAACAAAAUGGCAGACUGUUCUCAUGAUCAGAAUCCUUUUGAGUGUCCGAUCUGCCUUCAACUUCUGACGGACCCAGUAACUAUAGGAUGUGGACACAGUUUCUGUAUGAACUGCAUUAAGAAAUUCUGGGAUGUGGAGGAUCAGAAAGGAGUUUCUAGCUGCCCUCAGUGCAGGCAGAUAUUCACUCCAAGACCAACCAUCAACAGAAGCACAGUGCUGGCUGAACUUGUAGAGAAGAUGAAGAGAGGAGCACCACGAGCUGUUGAAGCCAAUCCUGUGAUGAGUUCUGCUGGGUCCGGUGAUGUGGAUUGUGAUGUGUGCAUGGAAAACAAACUCAAAGCCAUCAAGUUUUGUCUGGUGUGUGUGGCGUCUUACUGUGAAACUCACAUCCAAACUCAUUAUACAUCUGCUGCAUUAAAGCGACACAAACUGGUCAAUGCUUCAGCACGUCUCCAUGAGCAAAUCUGCCCUCAACAUGAUAAACCUCUUGAGCUGUACUGUUGCCAAGAUCAACAGUUAAUAUGCAUGCAAUGUGCUCUUAUUAACCACCAGAACCAUAGUAUGACUUCACCUGCAGCUAAAAGACAAGAAAUACAGGAACAGUUCAAAUCAAAUCAGGAUGACCUACAAGAGCAAAUACAUAAAAUAGAAAACAAAAAACAGGAGGUAAAACAAGCCAGUGUUUCUCAUAAGCGAUCUGCUCAGGCAGCAGUGGAGCACAGCGAGAUGAUAUUCACAGAGCUGAUCAGCUCCUUGGAGAAAAAACGAUCUGAGAUAACAGAGAUGAUCAGAAAUCAGGAGCAAGCAGAAGAAAGAAAGGCUGAGGAGCUUAUACAUACAUUGGAACAGGAGAUCUGUGAUCUCACAAGGAGAAACAAAGAACUGGGGCAGCUAUCACAGAUAGAUGAUGACAUUUAUUUCAUUCAGAAUUUCUCUUCUAUUUACAACUAUCAAUGUUCAAACAUAAGCAACAUCAAUGUAAACCAAAAACUGACAUUUGAGAACAUUUACCCAAUUCUCACUGAGCUGAAAAGUCAACUCAAUGAUCUGUGUGAACAAGACACCGUCAGGAUAUCAGAGAAAGUUCCUACUGUCUAUAUAAUUUUGAAUAAUGAGAAGAUUCCGGAGUAUUUUCCAUCAAGACCCAAGACCAGAGAAGAGUUUCUUUCAUAUUCCUCUAAAUUGUGCUUGAAUCACCAGUCAGCAUGUACUCAGCUGUCCGUACGCAAUAACAGCUAUGUGUCAUGGUUGGCACCUGGUCAAGCAGUUUAUGGAUUAAAUGCCUAUGCUGCAAUGUCAAAGCCCUUACAUAAAAGGGUUAAUAGACCUUUUUAUCAAAGCAGCACUUUUCAAAGCGGCACAUAUCAAGUGUUGUGUGACAAGAGUCUAUCUGGAUGCUGUUAUUUUGAGGUUGAGUAUGCAGGUACAGGCUGUUCUAUUGCAUUCUCAUAUGAUCAGUUUGAUCAGGCAGGUGGAUGCUUUCAGUUUGGAUGUAAUAACAGGUCCUGGAUAUUUGACUUCCCAAAGGCUGCUAUUAGCAUGUUGCACACAAACGUCAGCAUUGGCAUUCCCAUUGUCACCUCCAAAAUCGGAGUGUAUCUAGACUACUGUGCAGGGACCCUAUCCUUUUAUAGUGUUACUGACAAAAUGACAUUACUACACAGAGUCCAGACAACAUUCACUGAGCCCCUGUUUCCUGGGUUUGCUUUGCAGAAAUGGGUAGAUGGCUCUGUGAACAUUUGUGAUCUGCCAUUCAAACCAGAAUGAGUAAUGUAAUAUACUGGAUGGUGAUGAAUGACCAUGUUUGCUGUUAGGUGUUAUGGAAAACCUCUGGAAACAAUUUACCCACUAAACCCUUUCUGACGCAAAUUCAAGUACAUUGGCAUAUACGUGAGAUUGUACUUUGUACUCUGAAUAAAAAGCAGUUUUUCUGUCAAAGUACAGAACUCUACUUCUGAAAAGUAAUCUUAUUUUUCCAACACCCCUAUGUACAGUGUUUCUUGGCUUGCUUACGAUUAUAUGAUUGUUUUACACUUAGAAUAUCUACUGGAUGAAAAGAUAUUUAAAAAAGCAUGAUUACGGAUUAUAAGGAUGUGAUGGAUGAAACAGUAUAGGAAUUCUUAGUCCAUUAUUAAUUGAAAGCUAUUUCUAUGCUGUAUAAGAUGUCUUAUUUUUGUCUGUUGACUUUUGUAUGUCUGAACUUCUGAUUUGAUCAAAUCUAGAUACAAAUUUAGAUACACAGGUAGUCCAUGUUGCACUUCUUUAUGGAGUUGUAGUUUUGAUUUAAAUAAAGCAGAUUAAAA
This is a messenger RNA of Triplophysa rosa, 2469 nucleotides long. Its product is annotated as E3 ubiquitin/ISG15 ligase TRIM25-like. NCBI's taxonomy places the organism in Eukaryota, Metazoa, Chordata, Actinopteri, Cypriniformes, Nemacheilidae. Gene Ontology annotation, molecular function: zinc ion binding; protein binding. The transcript has 8 exons. The record is from RefSeq and is a predicted model, not a curated record. Bases 173 to 1933 code for a protein of 586 amino acids.